AUGGCCGGCCUCGACGCGGCGCGGCACAUCAAGUACUGGCAGCGAUGCCACACCUCCUUCCUGCCGUCCGCCUACACCGCCAAUGACUCCACGCGCCUCACCUUUGCCUUCUUUAUCGUCUCGGCCCUCGACCUGCUGGGCCCCUCCGCCGACGCGGCCACUUCCCCUUCACCGAGCGCCGCGGACCGGGCCGCCGUGCGCGCCUGGGUCCUCGGGCUGCAGCACCCGGACGGCGGCUUCUGCGGGAGCCCGACUCACGCGCUGCGCGACCAGCCGGAACGUGGCGCGGCGAACCUGGCGGCCACAUUCUUCGCGCUGCUGCUGCUGGCGCUGGCGGCUGGCGAUGAAGGAGAGGCGCGGGCGGCCUUCGCGGGCGUGGAGAGACGGAAGCUGUUGCGCUGGCUGAGGCGGCUACAGCGGCGUGACGGGAGCUUUGGACAGGUACUGUGGGAGGGCGAGGCCGUGGGCGGUAGGGAUAUGCGGCAUAGCUACCUCGCUAGCUGUAUCCGGUGGAUGCUACUCGGCGAGGGCAGCGAUGGGACGGAGGAGGAUGUGGAUGUCGAGAGCAUGGUUGCGCACAUCCGGCGAUGUCAGACGUUUGACGGAGGCCUUGCCGAAGCGUCAGAACAUGAGUCCCACGCCGGCUACGCAUAUUGCGGCAUCGCGGCACUCUACAUGCUAGAUCGCCCAGGGGCAUCCUCUUCAACGUCUAGAGAGGCAGCCAUGAAGGCAGGAAUCGGGUGUCGUGACAGGCUGGUUCGCUUCCUCGCCCACCGCCAGUUCGAGUAUCUCGCGACGCAGGAAGAAGAUGACGACGCAAGUGAUGAUGAGAACUUCAUCGAGUCCAAGCUCGGCGACCUGGACCUGGACGACGGGUGCGCCUGCGUAGGCUUCAAUGGGCGGUGGAACAAGAAGGCCGACACGUGCUACACGUGGUGGGUGGGCGGCACGCUGGCGAUGCUCGAUAGUUUGGACGUGGUCAACGCGGCACCCUCGCGGCGGUACCUCGCCGAUGUCACGCAGCACCGCAUCGGCGGUUUCGGCAAGGCCGUUGGUUCCCCGCCGGACAUCUACCACUCGUACUUGGGGCUCGCGGCACUGGCGGUGCUGGGCGAGUCGGGCCUCAAGGAGUUUGACAUAGGCCUGUGCUGCAGCAAGGAUACGGCGCGCAAGGUCGAGCUGGCGCGUGCUGGGCUGCUAGAGAAGGAGAGGAACGUGUUUGACGGGGACGGAUUCUGGGAGGCGGUUGGCCCUCCCGGGCGGUAG
Molecule: messenger RNA, 1266 nt
Organism: Purpureocillium lilacinum
Lineage: Eukaryota; Fungi; Ascomycota; Sordariomycetes; Hypocreales; Ophiocordycipitaceae
Biological process (GO): protein geranylgeranylation
Cellular component (GO): CAAX-protein geranylgeranyltransferase complex
Molecular function (GO): CAAX-protein geranylgeranyltransferase activity
Source: RefSeq, a predicted model, not a curated record